CUGGAGUCGCUGCCGCCGGGAACUUUGGAGCAUCAACGGUACGUUCACACGAGUCUCUGCUGGAGCUCCUGACCGGGAAUAUUAGAGAAAAGGGAAAAUAACUUUGACUUCUCUUCAUCCUCAGGUGUUUGGUUGAGGUAAAGCAUUAAUGAGACCGGGUAUAACAGAGAUUUAAACUGCUGAGAUUGAACUCGAGGUGGUUUUUGGAGUUUGAGAGGUUUCUGCGGGGGAUGAAUGGAGUCUUUAGUGUUUUGUUGUUAUUUUAACAUCUCUGAAUUUAACACCUUUAUGUUGUUGAUGAACAAAAGUAUUUAGAAAGAGGUCGUAUUUAUUGUUGAGUCCGUGCUCUGGGUCUCUUCUCUGGAUGGAGAGAAUGAAUGAACCAGCAUCACAUGACUCACGUCUCAGCUCACAGGAGCUCUUGUGGGAGUUUUCUCUUUAUAAAACUUGAUCUCCUGUAACUGUCCUCAUCUUUAAAGUUAUUUUAGGGGACAGAAAAUGUAAAUUAAUCAGCAAUAUUUGAGAAUUGAGGACGUCUUUAUUAUUCCUGAGGAUUUUUUUUACAGCCGACUGGAGACAAACAGGAAUAAUAAGACAUAAAGGAUGUAAGAAAACAGCUGAACUGGUUAAAGAGGACGAUGCCAACAUGUAAAUGUAGUAAAUGUUCCUCUGAGCUGUUAAAAAAGCCGAUGCCAGUUGAGAAAAAGGCGAUUAUAAGUCUAUUUUUCCUGGAGAAAACAUGACAGAUCAUGUUAAAACCUGAUAUUCGGGUUUACUGAACAACUUAAGACGACUCAGAUUUAUAUCCUGAGGAGCUCCUAAGUCCAGUCUGGAAAACUCCGAUGACACAAUUUGGCAUCAGAUGGGAAAAAUCCUCAACUGCACUCAUAUAUUUUCCAGUAAAGCGUAAAACAACAGAUUUAUUGUUGCAUGUUUCUAUUUUUCCAACCACUUAAGUGCACUUUUUUUCCCAUGCUUCAUUAUCUGUUCACUCGUUCGAGGCGGAGGAUGCUGAGCGCAGCUGCUCAUCAGUUUAUCAUCCUCAUUCAGGAGCAACUUUGGGGUUUAAAAUCCUCCUUUAGGACACUCCAGCAUGUAGAUGUUAGGAGCCGGGGAUUGAACUGAGUGAGUCAGAUGUGAAGGAGAUGAAAUGCAGCAAAGAGCCAAAAGUCAGCUGUGAGGAGAUGCUGCACAGAGCUCCUCUGAUAAUCGAUUGUUGUAUCUGCAGACAGCGUUAAGACUCUCACCCUUACUCUUAUCAGCUGCAUAUUUCCCUAAAAAGGUCGUUAUCACUAAUAAGACAGUCCUCCUCUGGAGCUCCUUAAACCUGCUGCUCACUAAAGCUACAGGUGAACGUACCUGUGAGAGAUCCUGGUGUUUUAGGUAAACUAAAGUUACUCUUGAUUUAAGAAAGAUGUUUUAUUCAUUAUCAGUAAAGUUUGAGCUGAUCAGAGUCGAUGAAUCCCUCAUUUUUAGCUCCUAAGAUCUUGAAGACUAAUUUGGUCAGGGUGGCUCAUAUUAAAGCUCCUGUGAGGAACUUUUAGUUUGAGUGGAUGUUUGUUAUUUCAAUGUGCUGUGACACCUACCCCCCUCACAGACGGAUCGAAAAUGAAGCACAGAAAUCACCGGUCUUGUUGCUGCUGAUGGUUUAGUUUCAAAAAGGCAAUAAGAAAAAUUCUACUCUGUUUUAUAACCAGUUGAAAAUCCCUCACUGUAGCUUUAAGUGGAAUGAGAUAUUUGGCAGGAGAUCAGACGAGUACACCUUCAGGUUUUUUUAUGUUUCAGCAUCAAGUUAUUUAAAAAACUCCACAUGACAGAUGUGAAAUGUAAAAGCAGAGGUUAUAGUUCAGUUUUAGAAAGCGAACAUAAUUAUUAGUCGGAAAAUAAAGUUUUUAUUUUUGCCAGAAUCAAGAGUACCAGCAGGAUGAAGUUAUAAAAGGAGAUUUUGACUAAUUAGAUGGUCUUUAAUGACGUUUUUCUACCUGAGAUUGUGUUUUUGGAGAGUUGUGCAUCAUCAUGAUUAUGGAGAUGUAUGAGUUAGACCGGGACCCCUGGAGAUUUAUGGCAUUUAAAGCUCCUGUGAGGAGUUUUUUGACAUGAAGGAAAUGGGCUUAAAUUCUUCUUGAUGCCUUUUGAUAAUAUUCAGACUAAAAAAAGGGAAUCAGAGACAGUAUUGAUAGUUUAUUUUUGAUACCUGUGAGCUGUGUGAGGGGGUAGGAGUCAGCCAAGCAGCAGGUAAAAAAAAACAUUUAAUAACAUAACCCAAAUAAUCAUAAUCACAUAAUCCAAAAGUCACUCAGAGGAGCUUUAAUGUGUUUAAAUCAUGAACAUGUUCCUUUAAUUAGCCUUGAUUUUGUCUUCAGAUGAAUAUCUGCCGAUGUUUUGUCUGUGAGUUUGACUGCAGUGAUGUGUUUUUGGACGUCUCUGAAACUUGAUGUGACGAUGUCAUUGAGCGGACGCUGUAAUCAUGGCGGCGCACAACAUUGGAGAACUUGUGUUUGAUGUUUGACAUGUUUGAACUAAUGCGCACGUGCAGCCGGAGCGUGUCUUUCAUCAGACUGCUGAGCGUGUCGGCGUGUAUUGAUGCACUCAGUCGCAGCUGUGAGCAUGAAUGUUUCCACUUUACUGUACAACCGUGUGUGUGUGUGAGUGUGUGUGUGUGAGUGUGUGUGUGUGUGUGUGUGUGUGUGUGUCCUCAAACACAAGCCUUACAGUAUGAGCUUCACACCGACACAUGCACACACUCUGCUCACGGCGUACAGUAUCAAUGUCAACUCUGUUCCUCUGCUCGGGGUCUCUGGAGGCUUCAGAGGAGAGUGUGUGGAGGUGGGAGGUGGUGGUGAAAGUAGGAGGGGGCUCAAUUGGAUGCCCGCCUUGUGUUUACCUUGGCACCUUUACCCCUCCACCCCCCCUAAAACGUCCCUGCUCCUGUCCGUUGUUGGAACAGACCGAGGCCUUAUUGCGCUCUACCUCAGCUGGGAGCGGAACAUACCACAGCGAGCGAACGGGGGAGCAGCAACCGCCCCUCAGGCUGAAUGGACACUCUGUGGAGAGGGGGUCUGGCGUUAAAACGAUGAAGUGGCCACAGUUUAAAUGAUGCAUUUAGAGAGAGAGAGAGAGAGAGAGAGAGAGAGAGAGAGAGAGAUGAGGAUCUGCUCAGUGACUCGGACUCUGAGCAAUAAGGAGUCACACUUUUGGUUUUCCGUGUUGGUCAUUGUGAGGCUGGUUGUGUUUGGGUUGGUGAAGCUUCUUUGUUUCACAAAUAUCCAUGAAGAGAAUUAAAGCUACUGUAGGGAAUAUUUUGUUUGUGUUGGUUAUGGUGCCCCCUUGUGGGUAAAGUAGUUUUGUUCUCUAAAGUCUCAUUAUGAACCAAAAGAAUCUAAAAAAACUUACCAUCAUUCACCAGACUGAGGUGGUUUCAAGGGUUAAAUUUUCUCAAGAGUAAUAAUCUGGUUUGUUCCUGCUGGUUUGGUUUGCUAACACUCAUUUUUUCAAUUUUGAUAUGUUCCAUGAUAACCUAAAAUCUCCACACAGGACUUUUUAAAUAUCAGUCAUGAUGAAAAAGUGCAGAAUUUGAUGUUAGGAACUACAGCUGAAAAUGUAAAAGUCAUGAACAAAUUUGCUAAAAACAGAAUUAUACAAUACAGUUUGAUAUAAUACAACACAACAUAAUACAAAUCAAUACCAUUUGAUACUGCACACACUUAUCCAUCUCCACUAUGAUAUUGAUAUUUAAUGUUAAAGGUGACUAAUGAAAGAGACAAAACAAGACAAUAUGGAGUUUGAAAAGAAACGCCUGAUUCCAUUUAGUCUAAUUUGACAUGAUUUAAUACAAUAUAAUACAACAUGUAUCAACUAAUGUGAGAGCAGGCAAGAGAGGACAGUAUAAUAAGUUGAGAUGAGAUGAUGCAAUAUGAAACGGUUUAUGAUAGAGUAUGAUACAAAACAAUACAAUAUGAUAUGAUAUGUCAUGAUUUGAUACAAUAUGAUACGUUACACUUUAAUAGGUUGUGAUAUGAUAAAAUAUGUAAUAUGAUAAAUACAAUAUGAUAUGACUAAGUACAACAUGAUACCACACAAUACCAUUCCAUAGCAUGCAAUAAAAAAUGAUAUAAUAUAUUUAAUAUAUGAUAGAAAAGAUAUGUUCUGAUAUGCUAUAAAAUAGGACAUUAUGGUACGAUAUGAUAUGAUAUAUCAUAUAAUACAAAACAUUAUAUGAUAUGAUAUGAUAUGAUAUGAUAUAUUAUGAUAUCAUACGAUACAUAAUGAUAUGAAAAGAUACAUUAUGAUAUGAUACCAAACAUACGAUUACAGUUACAGUUAUGAUUAUGACAAAGACAACAUUCUGUAAAAUAUGAUAAGCUGAAUAAGAUAAGAUGCCAUAAGAUAUGAUACAAUAUAGUAGGAUAAGCUCUGAUGAGACAUGAUACCUUAUAACUUAUAUGACUGAUGUAUGGAAUAGCAUAAUGUCAAAUGUGAUUUCAUACACUUUCAUGUCCUUUAAACUCUUAUAAGUCAUGAUUUUUAGUUUAGCUGGAAUGCUGCUGUCUCCACAGUGGUACAAUAAACAAAAAACCAUAACACAGUCAGACCAUGUGCAGUACAUCAUUCUGAUCCUUAGUCUGAUAAAGGGAUCCAGCUUACCGUGUAGGAUCAGGGUUUCAUCUUCUUUCCCAGGUAAACAGACUGACUGUGGGUAAACUUGGUACGCCUUCACUGUUGCACCAACUUCAGCAGGAAGUACUAACACAGGAAAGUUUGUGAGGAUCCCAAAUUGGAGAGAGUUUCUGGAGAUUUGGCAAAACUUGACUGAGUGUAAAUACAUGAACAGUGUGUGAUAAAUCCAGGGCGGAUUUGUCCGUCCAUCUUAACCCGCUGUGUGGUAUUUUGUCCUUCCGUCCAAACUGGGCCAACAUUCACUCUCAGACAGAUCUUAGACAGCAGAGCAAAUAUUAGUCCUACUGUACUGCAUGUCCGGGAUAUGUGGAACUCUGAGAAUGCUUCCAGCCCACACACACACUCAUUCACACACUCAUUCAUUCAUUCAUUCACACAGUUUGCCAUCAGCCUUAAGUCGUCCUGGCUUUUACUGUGAAGACAUGAUUGUAAUAUUAAGCUGAGUCACUUAUUUUGAAAGGUCGCUGGGUUUCCUUUCUGUCUGCCAAACACUCAUCAGCUCCUGCAAACGCUCUGUGACUGUGAGCUUCAGGUUUAUUGGCUGUAAAUGUCUCCGCGUGGCUGUUUUGAAUGAACUGGGAGCGUUCUGCAGCCUGUCCUGAGGCUUGUGAACGCAGCACAAUGACUUAGUUCAGUUGGUGCCUGCGACCGUUUUUGUAUGUUUGACUUUGCUGCACGUCACAGCUCUGGAAAGCUAAGAGAAAAUAAGCAAUGUCGCAAUAAGAGUCUGACAGAUGUGGCUUUGUGAUAGCAGAGUUGAUGUUUGGGGGGUUGAAGUUUUGAGUUUCUGCUAUUAGAUGAUGUUUGUGGUCAGAUCUUUUCACAUUAGAUGAAACUCUAAAAAGAAGCAGAAUAAUGAAUCUUUUGUGUGUGAGUUCGCAGCUCAGCAUGAAUCACUGGUAUUUAAAUGGAAAUUUACAGUCGACUUUUAACGAGAAAGACUAGAAACGAACCCCUUUCACUUCUGAAAACAUUUUGGAUUUAACCUCAACAAACUUGAUCUUAAACAUGCCAGCCUCCCAGUGUAAAGUCCAUUUAAUGUCCAGUUAGUUUCAGCAUCUUUGAACGUCUCAUGAUGUUAUCAAUCCAGAGACACUUUCUCGAUAUUUUUCCCCUCCUCCUGAGUUCCUCCCAUCAUCUAACGGACUAUUUCCAGAUGCAAAGUGUCCCUGACAUGAAGAUAAUUUGUGACAGGAAAAAUCCAGACAAUAUCAGGACCUGAAAGGUUGAAAAUUGUGUACAAUUUUGUAAAAGUUGUGUUAAGAGUCGUCCUGAUGUAACUUCUGGCUUGAGCUUGAAGAGGUAGAUCCUGGAGCUUUGCUGAUUUUGUCCCACAAAUAUCCAAGUGAAGUUGUUCUUACAGAAAUCUGGACCUGAAUUAAUCUAGUAUCUUCCGAUAACCAGACAUCCUGUCUUGAAUCAGACCAUCCUGUUUUCAAGCUCCAGAUAUGUCCUGAUUUCUUGAGGUCUUUCAGGAAAUACCAGAAGAAAAUGUCAUGCUCCAAACACUGAUUUUCCUGUAUAAAUGUGAAUCCAUGUUGGAUUGACAUCUAUGACCAGUUCUGAUGCAACAGAUAUCCAGAACUUGGUAGAUAGAUCCGGUUUGGGAAAGUUGGCAAAUCUAUCUCCAAUGUGGGUUUGUGUUGGUGUUCCUGUCACCCUGAAGUACAAUGUAAAGACUGUUUACUGUGUAGCUGAGGUCUUUAUGAUGGUCUUGGUCAGACAUGGUCUCAGUAGCAGCGACGUUAGUUUUAGUCAACAUUAUAAUCAGCUGAUACCCCCAAAAAGGAGUUUCCAGGGUCAUCACUAUCGUGCCGACAUGGAUGUGUGUAAAAGACUUGACUGAAUAACCAACGCAUCUUUAAACAUAUCCAUUUCCCUAUAAAUAGUGACUGUACACAGUCUUCAGUGAACACAAAGCUGUCGAACAGUGAAAGAACGGUUGGAAAGGUGGAAAAGUUUCCUGUGUUAAUUAUUUUAUGCAUAAGUGUUCAACAAAUGGAAAAUCAUUUGAGAUGAAUGAAUGACACUCUUGAGUCUCAGUGAGUCUGAAGUUAUUUCAGUACCAAAGACAUUUCCUGUUCCCACAGACAGAGGGGCUUUCAGUUCCUCCGUGGGCAUGUACGGCAUUUCUGAAAGCUACUAGAGACUCUUGACUUUCCAUUUCAGCUAAUGAAGGUGACGUAACACCCGAACGCAUUAAAGGUCCUGAAUCACACAGAAGAUGGCUGAGAGUGUGCAGGAGUCAUGGGAACACAGCGGCAUUCAGGGCUAGAGGAAAAGAUGAUAAACCGGCCCGCUCAGUCUAACACUCACUUUACUGUUCAGUCAGUGUGCAGAAGGAAAAAAGGAGAGCGAACAUGAUUCUCAGCAUCUGGAAAUUCCCAUUGUUCUGUGUUGAAACAUUCAUGUGUUUUUCAGGUAACCAUGACCCCCCUGCUUCUGCUUUGUGUGUCCUUGCCCCUCAUCUCCGCAACUGUAUUACUUGAAGACCAGGAUGGUAAGUAUGGUUCAUGAAAUGGUCUUAUUCCCAUUAUCAGUGAGUCAAACCUGAAGUAUGUAAAGUUUAUUUCAGCCCAGAUUGUGUCUUUGUGAUGUCUGCUAUCUCACCAGGAAAGAACUAAAUGUGUUUAAAAUAGAACGGGCCAAACUGAGGAGAAUAUUUCUCUCCCGUCUCUUUGGAUUCGCCCUUUUUUGGUCAUAUCCAAAGACACAGCAUCACCCCAAAGACAAGCAGCAUAAGAACAAAGUUAUCCAGGUUCAGAAGAGUCUACUAAAGAGAGUUCAAGUCUUUCUGAUGCUGAGGCUUCAAAGCAGAACUCCAUAAUCUUUGCCAUCACUCCACCACUGUUACUUUGUAAAGCUGGGAUAAGGUUACUACUAGAUAUGAGGAUUAAUAGUUAAAUGAUUAAAACCAAAUUAAGAAACUUUUAUCCCAAACAAGAAAAUUUAAUCAGUCAGGCUUGAUCAAAAAGGAGAAAACUGGACUUGGUUAAAGUUGCCCCUCUGGAUCAAGCCUUUGAUAACCUUGACCUGGAUGAAAGUACUGAUAAGUGGUCUUUGACUUGUCUUCCUUCAGACAUGGAUGGCACACUGCGUGUCAGCAUCCCCAUGGAGAUGCCACUCCGCCCUCUACUCGGCAGUAAGGUAGUGGUUCCAUGCUACUUCCAGGACAACACAGUCAACGAUCCCGGUGCCCCCACCAUCGCCCCGCUCUCCCACCGCAUCAAAUGGACCUACGUCACCAAGGAGAAAGUCACCACCAUCCUGGUGGCAACAGAGGGGAAGGUCCAAGUGGAGACAGCGUAUUUGGACAGAGUGACGAUGAUCAACUACCCCCUGGUAUCCACUGACGCCACCAUUGAGAUAACGGAGCUCAUGUCCAGAGAUUCUGGCACCUACCGCUGCGAGGUGAUGCACGGCAUCGAGGACAACUAUGACACUGUGGAUAUCCAGGUUCAGGGUAAGCUUCAGAGAUACUAACAGUUUAGUUAUUGCAGUUGGUACUGGCUUACCACAUGGUACCACCAAUACUGUUGGCAUCUACAGCAAGAAAACCCAACAAGUCUUUCUCCAAGGUUCUCCCAGACUCAAGGUUAUUGGGAUGACCUUUGUACACUUCCAGUUUAAGGGUUGCAAAAAAGGUUUCUGUAUUUCCCUGAUGAAUGAUGCAUAUUUGCACCCUUGUAACUAUCUUGAAGCUUAGAAGAACAACUCCAAAUACUUUGCCACAAAUUUGGAUAAUCCAGGAAAUAUAUAGUCAAGUUCCUUCCAUUUUUUUCUAUCCCACAGGUAUCGUGUUUCACUACCGAGCCAUCUCCACCCGCUACACCCUCACCUUUGAGAAGGCCAAAGCAGCUUGUCUCCAGAACAGUGCCACUAUUGCAACUCCAGCCCAGCUCCAGGCCGCUUACGAUGAUGGAUACCACCAGUGUGAUGCUGGAUGGCUCUCUGACCAGACUGUGAGGUAAAGUCCAACCAAUAUGGACAGGGAGCCAGUAAAAACGGUCCCAUCUGAAGGUGGAUUUAGAAAGUUGAGUUAAUCUUCUAACUGGUAUCCACUUUGAUGUUUUGAGGUACCCCAUCCAGGAGCCCCGAGAGCGAUGCUAUGGUGACAAGGAGACCUUUCCUGGUGUGAGAACUUACGGCGUGAGAGAUGUCAACGAGACCUACGACGUGUACUGCUUUGCUGAGAAGAUGUCAGGUACAAUCCUCAUGCAAGGGUAGCAAGGAUGAAGAACAAGAGAGCUCAAAAUCUUUGGCCGCUAUGUCUGUUGUUUCUGACCCUCCUCCUCUCUCCUCCCAGGCAGAGUCUUCUACUCCAUGUCCGUGGAGAAAUUCACCUUCUAUGAAGCCGGGGAUCAGUGUGCCAAACUCGGAGCUCGCCUUGCCACCACCGGAGAACUGUACCUGGCCUGGAAAGCUGGCAUGGAUGUGUGUAACGCUGGCUGGUUGGCAGACAGGAGUGUGCGUUACCCCAUCAACAUAGCCAGACCUCAGUGUGGAGGGGGGCUCCUCGGAGUGAGAACCGUCUACCUGUUCCCUAACCAGACAGGAUACCCCUACCCAGAUUCCCGCUAUGACGCUAUCUGCUUCAGAGGUGAAUUCUUCAUAGACACGUUUGGAUCAGUCUACUCUAACAUACUUGUGCAUGACGUGGUACCAGUUUGUGAUGUUAAGUGUAUUUCAGGGAGCUCUAACAAAUCAUCAAGAAGACCUUAAAAAGUCACUUCAUAUUCAUCUGCAAACGAAAUAAAGUAUAUAACAACAAAACAUAAUAAAAACCAAGAGUUAGCUAACGAGGCUUUAAAGAUGUAAAAUUCCUCCAGGACUUAUUUCAUUUGUUUCCUCAGCUGGUGAGGAUGAAGGCAGCGUGCCGGUCAGGACCACCCCUUUCCCAGAUAUUAUCCGAAUCACACCUGCCCCAGGUGUGUACCCAGGUGUUGUCCCCACUCCAAGAGGGGAAGAGAUCAAAGGUGGCGAAGUCGAUACCCUUUCCCCGCUGCCGGUCCCACCGAGUGUGACGGACACUUCCACCAGAGUGACUCCCAUAAAGCCUGAGCCUGGACUGGGUCUGACAGAUAUUUAUGCUCCUAUGGGUCCUACAGGUAAGUUUGAUAUGAACUUCAACACAUAAACCAUAGAUUUAAUUUAGAGAAGUACAAUAAAGCACACACACGCUUGAAGAGACAGAGGACAUUAUUAAUCAAUACCUUAAAUCUCCUCAUGUCCUGAUGUCUUGAGUGCUUCCUCCUCUCUCUCUUCCUAGGUGUGGUCUUCCACUACAGACCCAUCACUGGUCGCUACACUCUGACCUUUUUGGAGGCUGCCAGAAUGUGCCAGAGCAUCGGGGCGAUGAUUGCCAGUCCUCAGCAGCUGCAGGCAGCUUUUGAGAAAGGUCUGCACCAAUGUGACGCCGGCUGGCUCCGUGACCAGACCGUCAGGUGAGGUAGCUGAGGGGACAGGUAGAGAAAAUUAGGUAAUACUGAGCUGAAAGUGCUGCUUCCUCAUUGUUCCAACACACACCUCUAUUCUCAGGUAUCCCAUCGUAUCACCCAGAGAAAACUGUGCUGGAAAUCUGCCUCACCUUCCUGGAGUCAGGUCUUACGGCCUGAGACCAGCCAGCGAACGUUACGAUGUGUUUUGUUAUGUAGAACGUCUCCAAGGUGAGAAGCCCAUUUGUGCCAACUUGCAUAAAUAUACCAACUCACUUCUUAUCGACUGUAUCUAAAUUGUUCUUCAUGCUUCUGUAUUUCUGUUUAGGUGAGGUCUUCUUCACCAGCGACUACGACAGCUUCUCCUAUGAAGAGGCCGUGCAGCACUGUCAGAAACUCAACACCACCCUGGCCAACACCGGACAGAUGUACGCUGCCUGGAAUAAAGGCCUUGACAAGUGCCGUCCAGGCUGGCUGAUGGACCGCAGUGUACGCUACCCGAUUACUACCCCCAGGUCUCACUGUGGGGGUGGUCAGGUUGGGGUCCAAAUCAUCUACGCUUAUCCUAACCAGACGGGAUUUCCUGACGAGCACUCACGAUAUGAUGCCUAUUGUUUCAAAGGUAGAAAACACAAUAAUAGUAGCUUGAUUGUGACAGACAUUCAGUGAAGGAGUUUGGCGAAUUGUUGAAAAUCUCCCAAAUUUCUGACUUAGACGGGAAAAUAUCUUUUAAUACAAGUCAGGUAAUGCUGGAUAAGAGUUUUUAAGUCAAAGCUUAGGUACUUUUUUCGCAAGGUUGAGGAUACUUACAGAAAAAUACAAGUGGAGUGGUUGCAACUAUAAGCCAAUAAUGACGGAAGUAUGGUUUUUCCCGAGUAACUAGAAACGGUUAAUGUCGCUAGCUAACGGCAAAGGUAAAAUAGCAUAUAGAAAUUCAAGCAUCUUAGCUGGGGUCUAAAAGGGUUGUGGCGACAAAAGUUGAGAAUUACAACUGCUCUGUAUUACACUGCUGUAUGAACUACUACAACACCGGAAUUAUAAUUAUUUUGUCAUUAAUAGUAAUUGUACAAUUUCUCGUGCUGUUAAAGUUGCAUUAUUUCUCAAAAAGUGAGUCUGGCUCGGCUUGAUCAGAUUUUUCUUUUUCAGCUGAAAGACCUACUGUACCCAUUGAAACAGAAACCAGGGUGAAUGUGACCACAGUGACGGUGGAUUUUAUCGACAGGACAACAGUCCCAGUUGAUCAUUUGACUCCAACAGGUGACCCAGACGUUUAAACUCUGUUCCUUCAAUCCUUGUAAAGACCUUGAGGCUUAGUCUCAUUAGUUUGAUGUUUAUUCAUGGUCCUUAUGAAGCCAAAUCUCUGUUUUUUCAUUUGUUUUAGUUGAAACCACUGUGCACUACAACGCAACUGAGUUUGAAACUAAUUUUACCAGACAUGAGGAGUAUAUCAACGAGACAAUCAUCACCCCUGAAAAAGGUGUUCUGGGUAAGAAAGCCGGAGAGAACGGAGUGAAUUUCUGUUGAUGAGACUUAAUUUUAGUCAAGCUUAAGUCUAAUCAUUUCUUGUCUGUACUCUUGAUAUUUUCACCAGACAAAACCGUUUUCCCACCAACCCAUGUUGAUAUGUCCGGCUCUGGUUCCGCCGAUCAUUCAGCCAGCGGAGAGAUCUCAGGAGAGCCCAUAACCUCCAGCACCAGUGGAGAAGCCUCUGGAUCAGGAGAAGAUGUCUUGUUCAGUGGACGCACAGACAUCUACUCUGGAGAUCAUUCGGCGUCUGGUGGUCCACAGGAGGCAGAAGGGGGUUCUGUCAUCUUCACGUCUGGAGAACAGGGCAGUGCAUCUGGAUUUGAGGAGAGGCCACACAGACCCCACUCUGGUUUUGGUGUAUCAGGAUCAGGUUACAUCAGCGGAAGUGCAGAUGUCAGUGGCAGCGGGGAAACGGUUAUCAUCAUGGUGGACGGGAAGAUGGUGGAAGUGCCCAGGUCCGAACAUAAACCCACAGAGCAGGAGUGGGGCCGUGGAGGCAUCGACUCCAGUGGAGUUUUCUUUGGAUCAGGCACGUCAGGAUCAGGGGAUCUGUCCGGAACUGACUCUGGAUUUUCUGGCAUCUCCUUCAUAGACCACAGUGCUGUUGACCUGACCGUCCAGCCAUCAGGUGAGCAGGAGGUGUCUGGAUACCACCCCUUCCACAGUGGCUUCCCAAGUGGUUUCCCAUCUGGUGUCUCCAUCAGCGGCUCAGCCUCUGGGGACUCUUUCCAGCAGCGUGGUGACGUCAUCUACCUUACAGACAUUGACUUGAUGGAAGUGACUGAACCUCCACAGGUACGCCACCCUGAGCAGGGCAGGGGGGUGGUGGAGGUGAGCGGUGAAGGAAGCGGCUCGGGGAUCCGUCAUGAAUACAGCGGUACUUUGGACCAAAGGUGGAGUCAAUCAGGAAGUGGAGACCAGGUGGCCUACUCUGAAUACAUUACCAGUGCUGGCCAAUCAGGAGCCGACCAGGACAGUCAGGAUAGGCAUGCAGAACCAACAGAUCAUGUUGUGACCCCUGAUACGUCCUACACCAGCCCAACCACAGCACCAUCAGUCUCACUGGCAACCCCUUCUGUUGUUGAGCAGCCUCAAGUCGUGGAAGGUACAGAGUUUGGAUGUUUUUAACUCUUACUGUUCUGUAUCUGCAUGUUUGCAAAAUACACAAAGUGGUCCACUGAAGUACCAUGCUGUGACUGAGCACAACCUGAUCCCUCAUAUUAUCAGAAUAAUCCAAGUUGUAGUCCUUUGCAUGCCAUUCUGUGCCACUGCCACAAGAGAGCAGACCAGAACAGCUUCACCGCAGAGGUGUAACAGACCCUCUUAAACAGGCGGUGCAAAAAUGACUAACGUUUCUGUUUCUCUGCUGUUAGCCUCUGUGGAUCCCUGCGAACCAAACCCCUGCAGAUCAGGAACCUGCACUGUCCAGGGAGACAUCGCUGUGUGUCAGUGUCCCUCUGGUUUCACUGGGGAAGACUGCUCAACACGUAAGUCUGCACACCAAACACAAUAGAAGCGGGAUACUUAACAGGAAAUAUUCAAUCUUGUUGCUUUGUGGUCAAUUAUGUACGUGGAAUCGGUCAGUGUAAUUCCAAAGAUGUGUGUGUUUGUUUGUGUAGGUGUGCAGGGCUGUGCCGACGGCUGGUUGGAGUUUAUGGGAAACUGUUACCUGCACUUUGCCGAGAGAGACACCUGGUCUGAGGCUGAGCAGCGCUGUCAGGAGCUGAACUCCCACCUGGUCAGCAUCGGCUCUCAGGAGGAGCAGCAGUUCAUCAACUGUGAGUAUCUGUGUGUGUCUGAGUGCUUUUAAAGUUUAAAAGGUUGUAAAACCAUUUAAAGUUUGUCCAGUUUUGAUGGGAAAAAACUGAGAAACUAUUCUACUUUUAAUGCAGCCCACGGUCAGGACUACCAGUGGAUCGGACUCAAUGACAAAGAUGUGCAGAAUGAGUUCCGGUGGACAGACCACAGUCCUCUGGUGAGUUUGGUCCUUCACAAAUCUCCUACCUGCCCCUGUCAUAAAGAAAGAUCUUAUUCCCUGACCCGGAAUUUUUCAAAUCCACGUUGACCACAUUUCCCCUCACAGUCUUCAUAUGUCGUCUUUUAACUCUCUUAGACCUUUGAGAACUGGAGACCCAACCAGCCGGAUAACUACUUCAACUCUGGAGAGGACUGUGUGGUGAUGAUCUGGCAUGAGGGUGGACAGUGGAACGACGUACCCUGCAACUACCACCUCCCCUUCACCUGCAAGACUGGUCCAGGUACGUUUACUGGGUCGAAGUCCUGGGCAAAUUGGCACUGGUUCUGUAAAACUCCUUGGAUGGAUCCGUGACACUCUGGAUUGAUUUCCUCGUCUUCGUUUUUUACGUUUUGUCUUAUUCUAGUCAUGUGUGGAGCCCCCCCUAAUGUGGCGUACGGUCGUCCAAUGGGCAGCAGAAGAGAGCGCUACCCCGUCAACUCCAUAGUCCGCUAUCAGUGUGAUGCAGGCUACACACAGCGCCACCUGCCUGUCAUACGCUGUUUGCCAGAUGGACAGUGGGAGCAGCCACAAGUGGAGUGUACAGAAGGUAAGAUUAUUGAUCAUAUUUACACGGUGACCUUUAACCUUUGACAUCAUGCUCAGGGUUGGGAGCAGAGCCAGGACAAACCUCAAUGGCGCCCUAAGCAAAAUUUGAUUUUGGGGCCCUCUUUUUCUGCCAAUAAUAUUGAUUGUUGAUCAUCCACAGACCUUCACAAAUCUCUUUGAUUAACAUUCGAUGACAAACAAUCAAACCUUUAUCUUGGCGUUUUUUCUCCUCUUCCUCUUUCUUUUCCCUGAAGGUUAUGUCCUUUUUUGCGACAUUGUUUUGCCCCACAACUACCUGCGCUUUGGAUGCUUAUUGCACAUUGCACAGCAGGGGUCACAUAAUGGUAGCAGAGCUUUGACAUAUCAGCAGUAAGAAUCAUAGGCCUACAUCAGGAGCAGCACUUAAAUGUUUUUACUUUAUUUUAUUUUAUUUUUACAAUAAUAUGUAUUUGAUAAUACAUAAAGCAUCACUCAUGCAUGCGAAAAAUAAAAUAUAUAUAUUUUUUUGUUGCUCUUGGGGGCCCCCUACUGGCGGAGUCAAAGAAAAGACAUUGAAUAGUGUUGAUUGUGAGUUCAGUCCAGACAAACUUUGGCAUAACCCAGAGGGAAAGGUCGGGUACAUUCAGAGACUGGUCUGUCAGUCUUCGGAAAUAUCCGUAUACAUGUGGGUAUGGCGAUUUUCCACACUGUGCACGUUGUCAAAGAAAACAGCCGCCACCUAAAUAUGGUUAUAAGGGAAAAUUCUUCAUCUGUUUAGUCUUUGAACUGGAUUCACCGGAUCUAUUAGCCACGACAAUGACUUUGAUUGAAUUUCCCAGUCCUGUAGUCGCACUUUUGAACAUGAUUUCAUCAGUAUGCGUACCUUUUCUCUCCCAGCCGGAGCCAACAGCAACAGGCUACACAAAAGAUCCCUCAGGAGGAGAAGUAAAGGUGUCAGCAGCCAACAGGAACAGAGGAAGCUGCACUGAGCGGGAAUGAAAGGACACACUGCAGAGAGCCACAAAGGACCCCUCUUAUAAAGAGGCAUGGACACCAAUGCAAAUGCCCGACCAAAAAGAUAACAUUCCCGAACAUGUACACACAAACACACAAACACACACACAUGUUAAAGCACAUUUAGUCAGUCACAGAGAGGUCGACUCACAUUUUGGACCUUUGAGUGUCACUUUACAUCUUCUUUUUUUAGUUUCCUUUGUAUUUAUACUGUUUAAUUUAUAGCUGUGACUCAGUAUUUGUACAACCAAGCUGAACUUUCCUGCAAUCAUUUGCCAGCACUGCACACACAGAGGUAGGUAAAACUGUCAAAAAAAGAGACACAUGAAGCUGUAGAGUGGCACCCAAAGUCCAAAAAUCACCCCGUUAGGAGUGUUUUCAAAUGCAGCUGGAUUCUCUGACGUAAAACACAAUGUUUCAUAGAACUUUAGAUAUUUUUCUAGAUCUGUGUUUCUUAGUUUUUGUUGAAUUAUUUCUUUUAUUUGGUGUUAGACUCUAAGGACAGUAAGUGUGUGCCUCAGACUGGCGAACUGAGCAGUUUUCUUGCGUUGUUGGCGGAGAUUCUUGAGCUUUUCGGCUGUGACCCCCUAAAAAUCAGUGAAGUGGUUCGACUUAUUUCAACUAUCUUAAAAUCCAAAUCUAAGGGGGUGAAAACAGAUCAUGUUUGAGAAGCACGAAGCAGCUUCAGCACAGAAUCACAUGUAAUAAAAUGAUUGUGCUCUUCAGUUUAAUGAUAGAAAUCCAAGUUUGUUAAAGUCAUUACAACUUCCUGGACAGAAAUAGUCAGCACUCAUGCACUUUUGGGAGCCUUCAGUAAUUUAUAAAUAAAUCCAGUGCACCUUAAAUUAAAACAAUCACAUAUCCUGCACCGAAAAAAAAAAAAGGGUGCAGACGUCCAUGUUUUCUGGGGUUAUCUAUCGCAGAGUAUGCACGCCCAGUUUUGCAGGUUGGGGUUAGUAAUUGAAGUGAACUCUGAGGAUCGUAUGAGAAUCGGCUUCACUGAAAGGAUUCGUUUCUCACUGUAAAUACUCUCUGAACAGCAGGAUCUGUCCAUAACUUACACAGAGCAGACACUCGUUAGCUUCAAUAACAGGUACGGCGCAGUUAUCGUUAUUUAUCAUGUGGGUGUGCCUGAAAUUCAGAGGAAGACUCGCUGAUUUUUCUCGAGUUUUUGUGGAGGUUUCCGGCUUUUUCUCAGUGAGGUAAAACAAUUUUAGGGGAAAGAAGCUGUGAAAGCUGUAGAAACUUAUAGAAAGGGUGAGACUAGGGGGAACGAGGAUAUAAAGUGUUGACCAUGACCUUUUUGAAGGUCAAGAUUUGCUUCAACUCAGAGCUGAAACUUGUGUCCAUGUCUGACUUCCAUAGAAGAACUCACAAACUGUAAAACAGACACAAACAGUCACAAAACAGAGAAAAUAAAAGAUGAUGCAAAAUGAAAGAUUUGCACAUUUUAUGUGCCUAAAUAAACAAAUGUAGUGUUUCUGGGUAUCAGCGGAGGAUUAGACCCAAAAGGAAAAAUAUUUAAAAGACAAACAGUGAUCUGUUUCGGUGUUUGUGAGAUCCUCAUUCCUCGACAAAUUGACCAAACUUUGUGUUAUAUUGCACACAGACACUUCUGUCCUGACUUUCGGAUCCUGAAAACCUGAUGUGAAUAAACAGUAUUCUGUACUGUGCCAAAUAAAACUUGGAAUCAUC
Messenger RNA from Xyrichtys novacula (pearly razorfish), 16890 nucleotides. Lineage: Eukaryota; Metazoa; Chordata; Actinopteri; Labriformes; Labridae. The record is from the annotation of a GenBank genome assembly.